Vicia villosa (hairy vetch) is the source of this 1402-nucleotide messenger RNA. RefSeq lists its product as uncharacterized. The coding region runs from base 962 to 1402 and encodes 146 amino acids. NCBI's taxonomy places the organism in Eukaryota, Viridiplantae, Streptophyta, Magnoliopsida, Fabales, Fabaceae. The transcript is spliced from 4 exons. The record is from RefSeq and is a predicted model, not a curated record.
UCUCUACAUUUUCUCUUUUUUCCAAAUCAUUCUCUUCAAGAUUGCUUUCAACACUCUCUUCCAACAUCUUGAAAACUCCACCACAGCUUCUGUACAUUUCAAACACCAUACCAACUUGUCCACCAUGCUCUAAACCAUUUAUUGCACAAGCCAUUGACGCUGCCAUUAAAGGAACCACGGCUGAAAACAACCUGUCAUCAUUUCGAUUAUAUCGGAUACAACUUCUAAGAUAGCAUAGAGUUUAAUGGUGGGGCUGUUAGAGAUUGCAGAAUUGGACAAAUCAUUUUUUUCAAUUCUCUAAAAAGAUUUGUGUUUCUAAGAAGAUAUAUAUGAAAGGAUAUAUCUAGUUUUUCAAUUUAUCCAUGUGAAUGAUGAAACCAUUCUGAUGCACUCAAAAAGUCAUGAUUUUCAGGUGUCUAUGUAUUAUAUGGAGCUUUUUUGAAAGAUGAGAGUGACAUCAUACGAUGCACAACAAUUGCUAGGAUUAACAAUUUGUGUCAUGGAGCUUCAGGCUGCACCCUCCGGCCACACCUGCGAGGCCUAUAAUUGUAAGUCGUAUCUCAACAACAAUUGGGACUGGGGGUAGCUUGAUUCCUGUUUGUAACAGGUUAUGCUUAGAUACAGGAUAAUGAUGCAUGUAUGGAGCCGAUAGUCAUCAAACUCGGAACAUAGUGAAUUUAAAGUGCUUCAAUCAGUCUUAACUGAGAACCUCGGCAUUCGCAUAUAAAUUCAGUUAAGUUUCCAUUUCAUUUACUUUAAUUGCUUAUAAACUUCCGACAUCCGCAUAUAAAUUCAGACAAUUAAGGUGUAGUGACUCGAUGCUUGCAUACUGACAUUGAAUUUUUUAUGUCUAGUUUUAUUAUCUAAUUGGUUUAUUGGUGAGCAUUAGUUAAUGUAGUGUAUUGCUGAAUCUGGACGCGAUCAAAAGUGCCAAUAUGCCAAAUGAAAUAGGCAAAUUUUAAUGGAAGGAUAUAAAUUGGCAUCACCGACAAAUGCUGCUAAUCUCGUGGUAGGCCGCAGAACUUCAGGGUCAUGCAUGUGCUCGUUCGAAUUGGAAGGAAAAGUGGACCACGUUGCCAUAAUGACAUGUUCUACAUCACAGAGUCCGUUGCUUUUAAUGAUAAGUUGCCACCUUUACAAAAAGAUGACAAGACCAAAAGUUUGUAGAAGUGAAAAGAAGCCGGGAAGCAUUCUACUAGCAUCUUGGGUGAAUUCUAUGUGGUGGAAAGAGUUGGGAAUUAAAGACAAACUAACUCUUGCAAGAGUUAGACUAACGGAGUGCUCCUUAUGGACAGUGGGAAUUUUUCUUGUGGAUUGUAGGUUGGUAUUUUUCAAGUGUGGGAAAGGACUUAUAAACAGUUGGAUAUUUUUGUAUCGUUUCACUUGUUUUGUCCGUGUGUAA